Parasteatoda tepidariorum (common house spider) is the source of this 2221-nucleotide messenger RNA. Lineage: Eukaryota; Metazoa; Arthropoda; Arachnida; Araneae; Theridiidae. The record is from RefSeq and is a predicted model, not a curated record.
AUGUUAGUUGAAGCUGUUAAUGAACUUUCUUCCAAUAUCAUUAUAACCUGGCACAAACUAUUAAUAUUUGGUCAAACUAGUAGAGGGACAUUUAAAGAGCAAAUAGAUCUAAGUAGAAUAUCAAUCACUUUCUGGGAUACACCGGAAGAGCAAGUAGGAAAAGAAGGUACUGAUUUCAUGAUCAUGUGCGCAGUAAGGGCUGAUCCCUCACCCAUUGUUUCGUGGUACGUUAAUGGCAGUCUGAUUAUUGAUGGUCCUCGACGCACUAUUACUGAAGAUGGACUGUUUGUUAGAAAUCUAAAGACAUCAGAUGCCGGAAACUACACAUGUAGAGCAUUUGUAGUCACUCCACACAAAUCGCAGAUUCAAGACAAGCACAUAGAGGUCCACGUCCAUUAUAAGCCGGUAUGGAAGGACAAAGAUGUCGACACAUUUUACGGUGUAUUAGGCUCAGAAGGAAAUUUAAGUUGUGAAGCUGAAUCUGAACCUGUACCAACUUUUGAAUGGUUUAAAGGUCGAGCUCUUUUGGGUAAUAGUAAAAUAUACAGAAUUUCAAAUGGAAAGUUCAAGAGUAUUCUUCAGGUUAAAAUCAAAAGCCAUUCUAACUUAGGAACGUAUUUGUGUCUUGUGAGUAAUCCUGUAGGAGAAAUACAGAAAGAAAUGUAUUUGCUAGAAGGAGUUUCCCCUAACCCACCAAAUUUCUUGUUGUCGAGCCCUGAACCAGGAACAUUAGCUGUGCAAAUACAUCAAUCACCUUUGGAUUCCUUACCUAUAACAGGUUAUAAGAUACAAUGGAAACUUGCAACUGAUUCAUGGAGAUAUGCAAAGGAAUAUUCAACGAGUUCAGGCACAGAUUUCAUGCUUCAGGAUUUGAAUUUUGAUAUGGAUUACGCUGUCCGAGUGAGUGCUAAGAAUAAUAUAGGAUUCAGUGAAUUCACCGAUCCUAAGUUGCAGAGGACUAAAGGUCUGAUAGCCGAAACAGUAGUCGACGGCGGCAACGUUUUGUCUUCCACAUUCAGCGAUUCAGCCAUGUCAUCAUCCUUAAAUCAUCCAUUGUACUCUCUAGUCCUCGCCAUCAGCAUCAUAUUCUUCCACAGCAGAUACACUGUAUCUUGAUUUAUUUUUCUGGGACUGGAAGCGAGCUUGCAACCGUUUUAUUGUGAUCAAAUGAGUGAAUAAAUAUUAAAUCGUUAUUUUGUUGGCAAAUUAUGGUGACAAACAGGCCCUGCUACCGCAGUUGAGAGAGCUGCACUGAAUGUAUUCCCCGUGUAUCCAGCACACAUGUUCCUUGAGUGGUUUUGUGCAAAUCUAAAUAUAAAUGUGUUGUGAAUUGAUACAUUGCUGUAAAAAAAACAUUUUAUGCUGUUUUGCAGGCAUAGGAUGUAUAAGAAAUAACGAAGUUUGUGUUGACAAGAAUCGAUGUAUGAUACAUUUAUCAUUUCUCGUGUAUUAAAGAAGUCAACGUGGGAAAUAUUUAUGCUUUUAAAGGCAUCUGUAUUAUAUCGCAUAAAAUUACAUUCAGAUAACCGGAAUACUAAAACAUCCGGAAUGUGACUAAAAACCAUGCACAGAAAAUCCACGUAUUUUCGUCGAUGUUAUUUUUGUUCAAAAUAUUUUAAACACUGGAUAGAUUGCAUCAUGUUGCAAUAGCUUUUAUAAGUUAACUGAAUGAUGUGUGGUUGACAGAGAUAACAGUGAUUUGACAACAAAGAGCUCUUUAAAGGAAAUCUGAAGGAGAUGUGAUAAGUCGUGUUUCAAAACCAGAUAAAUUAAUUCAGUUAUUUAUUUAUUCUUUCUUUCAGAUUCAGGAAUUGCUUCACGUUUACAUGCAAUUUUCAGCCUUUUCUUAAUACCAGACUAAUGAAAAAGAAAUAAUUAGAAUUAAGAAAUUUCAAAGAACAUAAAUCCUUGUGGAAUUUAAACCUUAAGAUUAAAACUACUCAGAUGCAAACUUGUAUUCCAGUUAUGCAUUCCCAAAUUCAGGUACUCAGCAUUAUCUAUUUCGAAUUCAGAUACAUCCCUUUGUUUGAAUGCAAAAACAAUAAUUUAAAAAUGAUUUUACUUCCUUUCAAAAUUAAGCUUUAUUGAUUGAAACUAGGAUCGAUUUCUCAAAAAUGAUGAUCCAAAUAAAUUAUUUGCUGAAGAGUUGAAAACAAUUUAUCUGUUUUUAAAUUUAACCUCUCACACAUUAACUUUUUAAUUGGUCACCAAAAUAUUAAGA